Torulaspora delbrueckii is the source of this 240-nucleotide messenger RNA. It is a transcript of the gene SDH6, whose product is annotated as Sdh6p. Gene Ontology annotation, cellular component: mitochondrion. The transcript has a single exon. Gene Ontology annotation, biological process: mitochondrial respiratory chain complex II assembly. The coding region runs from base 1 to 240 and encodes 79 amino acids. The record is from RefSeq and is a predicted model, not a curated record. Lineage: Eukaryota; Fungi; Ascomycota; Saccharomycetes; Saccharomycetales; Saccharomycetaceae.
AUGGCCAAACGUUUGAGUGGACUCCAAAAGGAGGUGAUUCACCUCUACAGAGGAUGUAUAAGAGUAGCACAUACAAAGCCAAGGCCAAACCAGCCACAUUUUGUAAGCUACAUCCGUGAAGAGUUCGGCAAAUAUAAAGGACUACCCAAGAAGGAUUUCACAGCUAUUGAACAUCUACUGAGAGUGGGUCAUAAGAGAAAAGAUCUCUAUUCUCAGCCCGAGUUGAAGGACAUUCAUUAA